GUCUCUACCCAAAAAGGAAAAUUGUAUAUCACUCACUCAUUCCUCAUAUCACAAUACGCUUUCUUUUCCGCUCAGAUCUCUCAAUCUUCCUCUCUCACACCUCCCACCAUAAUAUCCACCAUAAACUCUCUUUCAAAAGGCAUCAUGCAUUUAAUUCUAACCGGGGCAACCGGUCUCGUCGGUUCCGGCAUUCUCCAUCAGAUGCUCAUACAUCCUUCUGUUACCAAAAUAUCCAUUCUCUCUCGAAACCCUGUUCCCCUUGCUGAAACACAUGCAAAUAGCAAAAAGGCAACAGUCAUCCUCCACUCUGAUUUUAAGAAUUACCCGGAGACUGUCUUGGAACAACUGAAGGGGGCAGAGGGCUGUGUUUGGGCUUUGGGCACUAGUAGUGCGGGCAUGGAGAAGGAAAAAUAUACCGAGAUAACCAAAACCUACACCCUCCACGCCGCGCGAGCCCUUCCCUCCGUUGCCUCUCCCAAACCCUUCAAAUUCCUCUACAUAUCCGGCGAAGGCGCAAACUUAGCUCCUGGUGUGCUAACUCCCAUGUUCGGAGUCGUAAAAGGUGAAACUGAAGCCGAAUUACUCGCCCUCCCUGCAGAAAAAGGUUAUGAGAAUCUCAAAGUGUACAAUGUGAGACCAGCCGCGGUGGAUCCUAUUCAACAUGAAGAGAUCAAGGAAUUCAUACCCCAGAAAAAAGGUAUCAUGAAGUUGCUGGAUAUAGGGCUUUCUCCAGUUAUAAGGGCUGUGGGGAAGAAUUUGAAUACACCGACCAGGGAGAUGGGAAAGGUGAUUACCGAGUUGAUGUUGGGAAAUGGAGAGAAAUUAGAAGGCAGUGGGGUUAUAGAUGGGAGAACUUUGAGUAAUAUUGGAUUGAGGAGGAUGGGAGGAUGGUAGACAAGAGGAAGAGGUUUUGACACAAUUCUCACGAUUUUCAUUUGGUAAUAGAGCAGUUUUAAUAUGGAAUAGAAGAGGAUUUUAUUUGCUCUCAUGCCAUCCCAGUUUGAGAUCCUAUGAAUAUCUACCUAUUUUCGAAUCUUUUUUGAUAGCUAAUCUCUGUAGCUUUAUGUACUUCUUUCCUCACCAUUCUUUUCCCUUUCAUCCCAAAUCCUUCCAAUGAAAAAUUUCCUGACACAUUCCAUCUUUCCUUCCAUCAACCCAUAAUCCAUCCAUCCCAUUAUACAAAAGAAAUUUGAAUGAUAGACAGUAUUGUAUAAUAUAUUCCCCAAGCCAAAGUUCCCCUUUUAAGAAUUAAAAUAAAAUUGGUAUCA
Botrytis cinerea B05.10 is the source of this 1268-nucleotide messenger RNA. RefSeq lists its product as hypothetical. The transcript has 2 exons. Bases 145 to 894 code for a protein of 249 amino acids. The record is from RefSeq and is a predicted model, not a curated record. NCBI's taxonomy places the organism in Eukaryota, Fungi, Ascomycota, Leotiomycetes, Helotiales, Sclerotiniaceae.